GAAUACUUGGUCUAGGAGAAAGUGGAUGUUAGAUAACGUCGUCGCACUUUUCUCUACCGAUUUCAUUAUCUAGGUUUCAGCAUAAAAGGCCGAUUUUUUGUACGUUUUGAUUUACACAGGACCCUGCGUGACCUGCGUGCUGUUAUUUGUGCUUCAGCAUGGCGGUGGUGAUCCGUUUACAGGGACUCAAAACGAACGCAGGUUCUGAGGAUAUUCGCAAUUUCUUCACUGGCCUAAAAAUCCCAGAUGGUGGGGUGCACAUUAUCGGUGGUCCACUUGAGGAGGCUUUCAUCAUCUUUGCCUCAGAUGACCAUGCAAGGCGGGCAAUGACACGUUCUGGAGGAUGCAUCAAAGGCUCCCCAGUUAACCUUUUGCUGAGUAGCAAAGCUGAGAUGCAAAAUGUCCUUGAGGAAAAUACGAAGAGAACAGAAAUGAGCAAAAGUAGGGUGUACAAUGAUGGGUUCAGAAGAGCAGAAUCAAACAUCCCCUCACUUUUUGCGGAGAACCUAUCGGUUGAAGUACGAAGAAUUGACCGUUUGGAAAUGGAUGGCAUCUCGGGCCCAGCUUUUAGGGAGGAUAUGCCUGUUCAUCAAACAAGAAAAGUUCUGGCAGUUGGAAAUGAUGGUUUCUACCUGCACUUGCAAGGAUUGCCAUUUUCCAUAACCAGGGAAGAUGUGAGAGCUUUUUUCCAAGGUUUGCUUGUCAAGGGCAUCAUUCUCAUGAAGAAUCGGCAUGGCCAGCAGAACGGGAUGGGUAUCGUGAAAUUUGGCACGACGCGUGAUGCUUACGAGGGCCUGAAGCGGGACCGGCAGUACAUUGGAAAUCGGUUUAUAGAAAUCAACUCGUGCUCGGAGAAGCAGUGGAUUGAAGCUGGGGGCAGCGUUGGACCUUAUGUGGACAACACUCAUGAGUUUCUCCGGGAGUCGCCGCCACCUAAUGUGGAAAAGAGGUACCAUCGACAGCGCACAAGGUCAAUUUCACCAGUGGGGUAUAGGUCACGGUCGUCUUCUCCUUCUGAUGAAUACUGUAUUUUGAUGGAAAACCUCUCCUACUCGGUAGAGAAGCGAGACCUAAAAGGUUUCUUCCGUCCAGUGGAACUGAAGGAAGAUCAAAUUCUUCAUCUGCAUGACAAAAAUGGUAGAAGGACAAGGGCCGCUUUUGUGCUGUUCAGGAGUCUGAAAGACUAUUGUGCUGGCUUGACCCGCCACAAAGCAACCCUUUCCAACCGAACAAUCUACGUGUCUCCAAUUUCCAAGGAAAAAAUGGUGGCGAUGCUGGAGGCCCCAGAACAGAAGGCGGAAAAGCCCAGCACAUCACAGGACAGGUCUCAACGCUCACAGAGGCCAAAGUAUGAGUCGGAAAGGAUCUGCGUCUAUGUCCGUAACCUGCCUUUUGAUGUACGGAAGAUUGAGAUCAUGGACUUCUUCCAGGGUUUUGGGAUACCGGAAGAGAUGGUUCAUCUACUUUGUGACGAGAAGGGGGCUGGGCUUGGUGAGGCUUUGGUGACUUUUAAUUCCGAGGAGGAGGCACUGAGGGCGGAGUCUCUGCAUGGGCAGAGGUUCCUUGGGUCUGAGGUGAUGUUGAAAUGCAUCUCAAGGAUGCAAAUGCAGGAGUUUGGUGUCAAGGAACAUCCUAGGAAGAGUCCGGAUCUUCCACUGAGGAUGAGGGGCCCAGAAGGCUAUUCUGCCAGACGCCGGGUGUCCAACUUUCCACUUGAUGGAGAAUAUCCAGACAUUGAAAUCCCCAGUGAUGUCCAUGUGCCCCUAAUCAACCUGCCUGUCCGCUCUCAUGGAUCUAGCAGCAGGUUUGAUUCACGCAAGGAUGCCCGCGAUGCAUUUGUUGAUAGAGAGAGUGGAUCUGCGCAAAGAGGACUUGGUAACCAAUUUGACGGUCCUGCUUGUCUGAAGCUGAUGAAUCUUCCGUUGAAUAUCACCAUUGAGGAGAUCUAUGACUUCUGCUAUGGGUACAGUGUGAUUCCAGGCUCCGUCUCGCUGCAGUACGACAGGAACGGGGCUCCUAAAGGAUGCGCGUCUGUGGUCUUUGAGUCGCGCCAGGAGGCACAGACGGCCAUUCAGGACCUGAGCGGAAGACCAAUCGGGACCAAAAGAAUUAAAUUGCUUUUUCUUUAAAUUGAAAUGCAUCUGGCUAGUGAAGUAUGCUGUAUAAUUACUUUUUUUGCUCGUAACCCAAGUUUUUGAGAAAAAGAUUGUGUGUGGUUACUUGUUUGUUUUCUCCUUCUUCACGUGGUUCUGAACAUGUCCGAAGAGCAGGAAGGAGCAGAAGCUGUCCAUAAGGUAUAAAAACUACUUCUGGCAUAUGCUGUUAAGCUAAACACAAAGACGGUUACAAUUAUUAUUUUUUUGUUUGCAAUAUGUACAAGAAUAAUUCUUAGCUAAUCAUAUUGUUAAAUUCAUGGGCUUACUGUCAGAAAUGCCUUCAAUUUCGGUAAUUAUCUUUUGAAAGAUUGAAUAUGAAUUGGGUUUCAUAAGCUCAUUUAUUAACAUUUUUAUUUGAAUUUCAUCAGUGCAGUUUUAGUUUAAUUUCAUCUGCAUUUUAUAUAAAUGUAUAAAGAUGUAUUUGCUUGCGGAACAAAAUCCUUCUGGGUUACCCUGAUGCGUGUGUGAGAAUUUGAUUAUUUUACUUUAAUUCUAUAAACCAAGGCAUUCUUUAGGCUAGAGUCUAUUAUUUGAAUUUUCAAGCUCAGAUUUAUAUUUGAUUGCUUCACAUAUUUGAAUGGACUGUGCCGAUAUGCUAGAAGUGCCAGGGUUUGCCUGAACAUGACCUUUCUAACUAAAAUAUGUAGCUACUGAAAAUAAAUAGUUGCAGAGCUCCAAAUGUUAAUGUCUGGGCAAGGAGUGUGCUCUCCAUAAUAAACAACACAGAUUUAACAGCACUAUUCUACUAAUACCUUUUGUGCAGUCCAAUAGUUUCCACUACUUCCCAAGGAGAAAUGGUGUGUCCAGUGUACCAAAAUGACUUUCUAAGUAUAGAAUAAUGAGAAUGGCAAGAGUUGUUACUUGAACCACAAGGUCAGAACAUGCAUGUGUGAAAGGUAUUUGUUGCAGCAGAGCCAUUCAUCUUAUUUGACAAAAUUAUUUUUGAAAGGUUCUGUUAAGCCCAUGUGCAUUUGUGAAAGUAUUCUAAUGCUGAUUCAGGACUGCAUGGAAAAAAAAAAAAGCACCACUUUAAACUGCUUACCCACUGAACUCUGAAAUGGUCUUUGGCUCCAGAUAAGAUGCAUGCAUCUUGAGUAUUUCUGCAAGAGUGUUGGCUGGCUUAGUAUCUCCAGACAUGUUCUUUAAUAACGUUCCAUUUUUAAAAA
Messenger RNA from Conger conger (European conger), 3322 nucleotides. It is a transcript of the gene rbm12bb, whose product is annotated as RNA binding motif protein 12Bb. Gene Ontology annotation, cellular component: nucleoplasm; ribonucleoprotein complex. Lineage: Eukaryota; Metazoa; Chordata; Actinopteri; Anguilliformes; Congridae. The record is from RefSeq and is a predicted model, not a curated record. Bases 159 to 2129 code for a protein of 656 amino acids. Gene Ontology annotation, biological process: regulation of RNA splicing. Gene Ontology annotation, molecular function: RNA binding. The transcript has 2 exons.